UCCGCGUCGGCGGCGGCGACCGGGGCCAGAAGGCCCCGCCCCUGCCCGCGCCCCGCCCUCCCCUCCCGCGACUCCCGCUCGGCGGCGGCAGCGACGACGACGACGGCGGCGGCAGGUGAGGAUGCGGCUGGGCGGGCGCUUCCGCGUCGGCGGCGCUGCUGCUGGCAGCCGCCGGGGCUGAGGUCGCUGCCAUGGCUCUGCCGGGCGCCGGGGCGGCGGCGGCGGCCGCCGGUGGCAGCGGGGGUCCGUGUCCGUUGUGGACGGCGCUGUACGACUACGAGGCGAGCGGCGAGGACGAGCUGAGCCUGCGGCGAGGGGACGUGGUGGAGGUGCUGUCGCAGGACGCGGCGGUGUCCGGCGACGACGGCUGGUGGGCGGGGAAGAUCCGCCGCCGCCUCGGCAUCUUCCCGGCCAACUACGUGACCCGCCAGCCCCGCAAUGGAGCGGCGGCGGGGGGCGGCGGGCGGGGGGACCCCGCGGGGACCCUAACGGAGAUCGACUUCCAGCACCUGGAGCUGCAGGAGAUCAUCGGCGUGGGGGGCUUCGGGAAGGUGUACCGGGCCACCUGGCGGGGCCGCGAGGUGGCCGUGAAGGCGGCACGGCAGGACCCCGACCAGGACAUCACGGCCACGGCGGAGAGCGUGCGGCAGGAGGCCAAGCUCUUCUCCAUGCUGCGGCACCCCAACAUCAUCGCCCUGCACGGGGUCUGUCUGCGGGAGCCAAACCUCUGCCUCGUCAUGGAGUUCGCCCGCGGCGGAUCCCUCAACAGGGCCCUGGCCGCCGCCCCCGGGGCCGCAGCCGCCCGCGGGGGCCGCCGCAUCCCCCCGCACAUCUUGGUGAACUGGGCGGUGCAGAUCGCCCGCGGCAUGCUCUACCUGCACGACGAGGCCAUCGUCCCCAUCCUGCACCGGGACCUCAAGUCGAGCAACAUUUUAUUGCUAGAGAAGGUGGAGCAUGAUGACAUUUGUAAUAAAACUCUGAAGAUUACAGACUUCGGUCUGGCUAGAGAGUGGCACAGAACAACCAAAAUGAGUGCAGCCGGAACUUAUGCAUGGAUGGCUCCAGAAGUUAUCAAGUCCUCCAUGUUUUCUAAAGGAAGUGAUAUUUGGAGUUAUGGAGUGUUGCUGUGGGAACUGCUUACAGGAGAAGUUCCUUACCGUGGCAUAGAUGGCCUCACUGUGGCUUAUGGAGUAGCUGUCAAUAAGCUUACUUUGCCCAUUCCAUCCACCUGCCCUGAACCAUUUGCAAAACUAAUGAAAGAAUGCUGGGAGCAGGACCCUCAUAUCCGGCCAUCGUUUGCCUUAAUUCUUGAACAGCUUACUGCCAUUGAAGGGGCAGUUAUGACUGAAAUGCCUCAAGAGUCUUUCCACUCCAUGCAAGAUGAUUGGAAAUUGGAAAUUCAGCAGAUAUUUAAUGAAUUGAGGACCAAGGAAAAAGAGCUUCGAUCCCGAGAAGAGGAGUUGACAAGAGCAGCUCUUCAGCAAAAAUCUCAAGAAGAAUUACUGAAGCGCCGUGAGCAGCAGUUAGCGGAACGCGAGAUCGAUGUACUGGAGCGUGAGCUGAAUAUCAUGAUAUUCCAGUUAAACCAAGAGAAACCCAAUGUAAAGAAGAGGAAGGGGAAGUUUAAAAGAAGCAGGUUAAAACUCAAAGAUGGACACAGAAUUAGUUUGCCUUCAGAUUUCCAGCACAAAAUAACAGUGCAGGCAUCUCCCAAUCUGGAUAAGAGGAGGAGUUUAAACAGUAACAGCUCUAGCCCAUCAAGUAGCCCCACAAUAAUUCCUCGUCUUCGAGCUAUACAAUUGAUUCAAAAAAAAGAUACACACACAGCUAAUGGCCGAAGAAACAGUGUAUAUGUGUACCAGCAAGAUGUAGAUAUCACAAGUGAAUAUGAACUUCCCUGUGGGAUUAUGAAAAAAGGCAAGAUUUCGUUAUGUUUCCAAGUAACUUCAGAUGAAAGCAACAGAACUUGGGGAAGGAGCACAACAUAUCACCAAGAAGAGUUUGAAGAUGUGAAGAGGAAUUUUAAAAAGAAAGGUUGUACAUGGGGACCAAGUUCAGUUCAAACAAAGGAUCGUGCAGAUUGUAAGGACAGAGUAAGACCCCUUUCAGAUGGCAGCAACCCUUGGUCAACUGUUUUAAUGAAAAAUCAGAAGGGUGUGCCCUUAGCUUCACUCUUUGUGGACCAAGGUGCCUGUACUGAUAAGAAACUUAUCCCUGAAGGUUUGCACAGUAAAAGACCAAAGCCAAUUAAGUUGCCCAAUCAGGCCUAUAUUAAUCUACCUCUUUGGAAAGAUGAUCAGGGAGAGAACAAAGUAGAACACGAGAGCUUUGAAGAAGGAACCUCAGCUAGUUCUACAAACAGUACUCCUCAAAUGACACCUACGAACAGUCUGAGCAGGAUGCUGCACAAAAAGAUGACUGAUUCAGUGCUGUAUGGGUGUGCUGUCCUCCUUGCAUCCAUUGCCCUGGGCUUAGACAUCAGAGAGCUGAAUAAAUCACAGGGUCCAGAUGAACUCUUGCCUAAAGAUGAGAGGAAGAAGCGUGAUGGAAUAUUUCAGCGUGCUUCAAAAUUCCGCAGGAGUGCCAGCCCUACACGACUGCAGUACAAGAAAGAGGAAACAAGUAUUCCAUCCCUAAAUCCAGCAUCAGAUACUGUGAAUCUUCUCUCUAUGCCCUCCAUUUCCACGAAAUGCCUGCUUCAACCUGGUAGUGAAGAUGCUUUUCUAAGCACUGUGCUUGGUGAUAGUGGUCAAUGUAGUUCCAUGGACAACUUUUUAUCUCAGACUUCUGAAAGUAAGCGAGAACAAAGGAUACAGCUGGCUCCUAACACAGUUUCGACACAAUUGAAAAAUCAGCCUUUUAGUCUGGGUCUGAAACAAGAGUCUCAAAAUGUGCCAAAAGAUUCCUCCACAAAGUUAGGUAUGUUGGGUCACAGACGAACCUUAUCAGAUGGGAGCCAUUUUCAGACCACAGCUAAUGGAGUUGCUUCAACCAAUGAUGUCUCCAGACUCCUGGUCCUGUCAGUUCCUGGAACUCUGCCCUCCCCAUCUUUUCAACAAAGAAGCAAUCACAGUGGUGUUUCAAAUGAAAAGCAAAGUGCUGUCAAUACUAUCUCAAGGCCUAGACCUUCUCUAAGAAGUAAAAUCGAUGCAUGGCAGAUCAUUCCACGUAUUAUAAAACCAAACUCUAAAGACUCUGAAUGUUCAGAGGGCAAUGUAGAUCCAGAUGUUAACUUCUUGCCAGAUACUGAGGAAAGAACUAACUGCCAUAUGCCCUCAUUACUUGAUAUUGAUGUGGAAGGUCAAAACAGAGACUGUACUGUGCCUUUAUGCAGAAUGAAGAGCAAAACUUGUCGGCCAUCUAUAUAUGAACUGGAGAGAGAGUUUCUGUCCUGAGUGCCUUUCAGUUUAAAAAUGUUUGCUUCGUAAAGGGGAACAAAUAUAAAAUUCUUGUCUGUCUAACACUUUGUGCUGCUGUUUUUUGAUGUACUGUGACAAAUAGUAUCAAAAUUAUUAAAAUGGGCAGCUAAUUAAAUGUAGUAGGUGCCUUUUUAAAAUGUUCCUUGGAAUCCCAGCUAGUAACUCUAAAAGCACAAUGCUGCAAAAUUGUAUUCUAGGUGAACAUCGUAAGUAUAUUUUGAAUGAUUAAAGUAAAAUGCCCACCUUC
Messenger RNA from Vidua macroura (Pin-tailed whydah), 3666 nucleotides. It is a transcript of the gene MAP3K21, whose product is annotated as mitogen-activated protein kinase kinase kinase 21. Gene Ontology annotation, molecular function: JUN kinase kinase kinase activity; protein binding; ATP binding. The record is from RefSeq and is a predicted model, not a curated record. NCBI's taxonomy places the organism in Eukaryota, Metazoa, Chordata, Aves, Passeriformes, Viduidae. The coding region runs from base 192 to 3395 and encodes 1067 amino acids. The transcript is spliced from 11 exons. Gene Ontology annotation, biological process: protein phosphorylation.